This is a messenger RNA of Brugia malayi, 243 nucleotides long. RefSeq lists its product as uncharacterized. NCBI's taxonomy places the organism in Eukaryota, Metazoa, Nematoda, Chromadorea, Rhabditida, Onchocercidae. The record is from RefSeq and is a predicted model, not a curated record. The coding region runs from base 1 to 243 and encodes 80 amino acids. The transcript has 3 exons.
AUGUCUGCAACUUAUGGAAUCACAUGUGUGUUUGUUGGCUUGGCAUUGUUCACUGCAACAAACGCUUUACGUGGGGCUUUAUUCAGAACAGGAAAAAGUUUCUGGUCAUCCGGCAAAUAUGAUCCCUACACCAAUCUGUUCGAACUCGGCAAAUCGCUUAAAGCUAUUGACCUAAUGGACAACGGAAAUCGGAAUGUUAUAUCAACUAAUCGCGACGCCAAGAAAACAAUUUACCUGCAAUAG